Molecule: messenger RNA, 558 nt
Organism: Chelonoidis abingdonii (Abingdon island giant tortoise)
Lineage: Eukaryota; Metazoa; Chordata; Testudines; Testudinidae
Source: RefSeq, a predicted model, not a curated record
GUGGGAAGGAGAAACCAAAAACCAAUGCAGAAGAAUUACUAAUUAAAAAGGUAAAGAAGAAAAAGAAAAAGAAACACAAAGAAUGUGAGAAAAGGAAACGUCCAAAAAUGUACAGCAAAUCUAUUCAGACCAUCUGCUCAGGAUUGGUUUCUGAUGUUGAGGAUCAAGAAGCCAAAGGCAUCAUAGAUGAUCAUCUUAAGAAUUUCAGUGAGAAGAAUAUGGAUCCCAAGAAGGACUGUGGGUCCAAGAUACCCGAGAACAUGAAAAUGGAGAUUUUGGGAAAGAAGGAUAUAGAGACAACGACUAUGUCAAAUUUCCAUGCUCAGGUAAGAGGUUACACAUUUUAUUUUCUAAAAACAUCUAAUGGUUUCAAAUAAACUAUAAAUGAUUUUUUUAACAUAGUUACUAUCAGCUAAAGUAUAUAGAUAAAACAGAAGAUUAAUAACCAAAGAAUAUUUGAGUAAUCAACUAUUUAUUUUUAAAAUAUAGAUAAGGAAGAUUUGUUUGCAUUCAAACAUUCCAUUGCACUUUCUAUGAUCAGUUGAAGUGUGUGUAUGU